ACAGGAUAUUAAAGAGCAUGUUUGAGUAUGUGUCAUAGUUCAUGAAAACAAUGAUUAACCUGAUAGUGCAAACAAAGAGCUCAAAGAGCGUUUGCAGAGGACACGAUUCACUCAGUCUGACUGCUGAAUGCAUAGAGGAAGCUCAUCUGCAGACCAACUGAUCCAACUGUCAGCAGCCCACCGAUCCCUCCACAAUGGAUGAGUUUGACGGCUUGACUCCCAGCGAAACUGUGAAACGAGUGUCUGACUCUCUGGGCUGCAGUCCGACCUCUGCAGAAGUGGCUGCUUACUUCGACAAACAUGACAAACUGCGACAUCUCAGGGAGGAAUUUCUGGUACCGAAAAUUACAGAGCUGCCGCCUUCUGAUCUUUCACUGGUCAAUGGUGCCAAGGACUGUAUCUACUUUUCGGGCAACUCGUUGGGGCUGCAGCCUAAAAAUGUCAAGAAGUACCUGGAAGAGGAACUGGAGACGUGGGCCAAGAUUGCUAUCCAUGGACACACAAUGGGUGCGAGACCUUGGGCAUGGGCUGAAAACAACAUUGAGGAACUGAUGGCCAAAGUUGUAGGAGCUAAAACUGAGGAAGUGGCACUGAUGAACGGUCUGACAGUAAAUUUACAUCUUUUGUUGCUUUCCUUCUACAAACCCACUAAAACUCGACAUAAAAUCCUUCUAGAGGACAAGGCCUUUCCAUCUGAUCACUACGCUGUGGAGUCUCAGAUCCGUCUGCGAGGACUCGAUCCUAAGGACAGCAUGCUGCUGCUGUCACCCAAGCCGGGAGAAGAGACCCUGAAAACCGAGGACAUCCUGGAGGUGAUCGAGAAGCAGGGCGACUCUAUUGCAGUGGUAAUGUUUAGCGGGGUUCAGUAUUACACCGGCCAGCUGUUCGACAUGGCCCGCAUCACUGAGGCUGGCCAGAGGAAGGGCUGUUAUGUCGGCUUCGACUGCGCCCACGCGGCAGGAAACGUCGAGUUGGAACUGCACGACUGGGGUGUCGACUUCGCCUGCUGGUGCUCCUACAAGUAUAUAAACUCAGGUGCUGGUGGUCUCGCUGGAGCGUUUAUCCAUGAGAAACACAAACACACCAUCAAACCAACGCUGAUGGGAUGGUGGGGACAUGACCUGAAGUCUCGGUUUCAGAUGACUAACGUGAUGGAGCUGCAGCCUGGAGUGAGCGGCUUCAGGCUGUCGAACCAACCAAUCCUGCUGGUCUGCCCACUGCAGGCCAGUCUGGAGGUGUUUAACAUGACCACCAUGCAGGCUCUGCGCAAGAAGUCCCUCCUACUAACCGGCUACCUGGAGUAUCUGAUUAAGCACUACUACACUAAGGACCCGGCUCAGCCUCACAAACCUCACGUCCACAUCAUCACACCGUCGGAGCCUCAGCAGAGAGGCUGCCAGCUUUCACUCUCCUUCUCUGUUCCCAUCAAAAGAGUCUUCGAGGAGCUGGAGAAGAGGGGUGUCGCUUGUGACAUGAGGGAGCCGAGCGUGCUGCGAGUUGCUCCGGUGCCAAUGUACAGCUCCUUCAGUGAUGUCCAUCGCUUCAUCAGAGCGCUGGGAGAGGCUCUGGCUGCCAGCAAGCAAGAUUGGGAGAGGAACUGACUGCUACAAACUCCUGUGUUUUUUCAUGAUUAUUAGAAAAGUUGUAAAGCAUUAUGCUUUCUUUAAACGCCUCAGGUCUCUCAUUUUGUGCCUUUUUGAACCAUUUGAGCCUCAUUAUCUUCACUGUAUUGUUAGACUUUUUUUUUUUAUCUGUUGCAGAGAUAUAUGUCAUAAAUUCUCAGAAGUAAAAUAUUUUUAGUUGACAGUUUAAAAUAAAGCUGAGAACAGCCUUCAGAUUGAGAGAGAACCCUGACGUUCCCUUGGUCUUUGUUUCGUGAAAUGAAACAAAAUUGGUAUGUGACCAAAUGCUACGAGACAACUAACCUUCAGUUUUAAAGCUGUGGCUUUAAAUAAUGGCAAGAAAACUGUAUUUACACAAUUUUAUGACACCACAGCGAUGUGAAAUGUAUCAUCUUGCAUUUAAAAUAGUGAAUUGGAUAUAAAUCCUUUGAUUUUAAUAGAUAUUUAAUAUAUUUUCUUAUACGUAUAGUGAUGUGAAAAAGUGUGAAAAAGUAUGAAAAAGUAUUUGAACCAUUCUUGAUUUAUUAGCUUGUUGCUAUUUGAUCAAACAAAAUGUAAUAUUAGACAAGGAUAACUCAAGUACCUGGCCCUGUGUGAAAAAGUACAUUUAAAAACAUCAGUAAUGAUUUUUGUUUCACUGUCCCUCAUUCUGAAAGGCCUUUUUCUUAGUUAUUAUUAUUAUUAUCUGUAUUUUUAACUGCUGGUUUUUACAGUACCUCAGCAAGUCUUUUCUCGUAGUUAUUAUAUCAUAAUUAAAGAUAGUAUUUAUCACAUCUAAACAGACUAUUAGUGUUAAAGUGCUAACACCGGUGUCACACCAAUUAUAUUUCUGUAUAUUUCUUCUAUAUAAAUGAUUAUAAACGUCUCAUUAAAAAAGUGACAAUUCUCAAAAGUUCGAUGCUAUUCAAAUAAUGAACUAUUUGUAUAAGUAGGAGAAAACUAAGAAACAAUCCCAUGGUUUUUUAUUGUACACUUAUAUAUAAUUUAUUAAUAAUUUAAUGAUUGAUGAGUGAUUUCUAUGUCAAAAGGCAAAUUAAAAUUUAGUUUUUUUUAAA
Neolamprologus brichardi is the source of this 2677-nucleotide messenger RNA. It is a transcript of the gene kynu, whose product is annotated as kynureninase. The record is from RefSeq and is a predicted model, not a curated record. Gene Ontology annotation, biological process: NAD+ biosynthetic process. Gene Ontology annotation, molecular function: kynureninase activity; pyridoxal phosphate binding. Gene Ontology annotation, cellular component: cytoplasm. Lineage: Eukaryota; Metazoa; Chordata; Actinopteri; Cichliformes; Cichlidae.